This is a messenger RNA of Colletotrichum godetiae, 1659 nucleotides long. Its product is annotated as cytochrome P450. Lineage: Eukaryota; Fungi; Ascomycota; Sordariomycetes; Glomerellales; Glomerellaceae. The transcript is spliced from 6 exons. Gene Ontology annotation, molecular function: monooxygenase activity; iron ion binding; heme binding. The record is from RefSeq and is a predicted model, not a curated record. The coding region runs from base 1 to 1659 and encodes 552 amino acids.
AUGAGUGACCUUCUUGAUUCUAGUUACCAAACCGUCCUGGUCUACGGCCUUGGGCUCCUUUGCGGCGUUGCCGUCCAUUGGGGCAUCUUCAUUCACGGAGAAUGGCAUGUCCAGGCUCCUCAGAUUGCUCUGGGUCAUUUGUGGCUCUUCUUUUGUUCCGCGGCUCUCAGCUAUUACUACAAGGGCUCAACUGUUGGUGAUCUAUGCCAUUCAGUCUUGAUACUAUUCGCCGGCUAUCUGCCUGGGCUUUUCACCAGUAUCACCCUCUACAGACUCUACUUUCAUCGACUGACAACUGCUGGUUUCAAAGGCCCGUGGUACGCCCGGGUCACCAAGCUGUGGCACGUCUGGGCCUGCAGAAACUGCAAGAAUCACCUGCUCUUGGAGGAUUUACAUGAGCAGUAUGGAGACUUCGUGAGAACAGGACCUAGUGAAAUCACUGUCUUCCACCCAGGAGUCUUUAUGGCUGUAGAUGGUCCCCGGUCUGAAUGCAUCAAGUCUGAGUGGUACGACAUUCUGCACCCCGAUCGUGCGCUUGUCACGACACGCAUCAAGCCCAUUCAUGCUGCCAGACGCCGUGAAUGGAACCGUGGGUUCUCGGCACAAGCCCUUGUUCAACACGAGUCAAAGAUUCUCAAGUAUAUUGAGCAGCUAGACGUCUGCAUCGAGGCGGAUGCCAAAGCGCAUGUUGCUUCAGAAGUCCGGAACCUGUUCUUUUGGUUUGGCUUUGAUGUCAUGGGAGACUUUGUCUUUAGCAAGUCAUUUGAUAUGCUGCACCAGCAGCAGUGGCAUCACAUCAUUAUACGGCUGCAGCGUGCCCUCUCGCUGCUUGGACCGUUCAGCCCUGCUCCAUGGCUCAUUCAGGUCGGCUUCAAGCUGGGACCACGGAUCAGCGUCCUCAAGGACUGGUUUGACAUGGUUGCCUGGUGCGAGCGGCAGAUGCGUGUCAGACUUGAUGACGGAACUCCUAAGCCAGCCGUCCCUGACCUUGCCUACUACUUGAUGGAGCUGAACGACGGCCAGACUGAGUUCAAGGAUCGGUUGCCAUGGCUUUAUGGCGAUAGCUUGCUGGCAAUUGUUGCUGGAAGUGAGCCGACGGCUGCUGCCUUGAUUGGCAUCUUCUGCGAGUUGGCUAAGCACCCCGAGCACGCCGACAAGGUCUAUGAAGAAUUGAAAGACGUCGACGCUACCAAUCUCAAGACUCUUACGAGCCUCCCGCACCUCAACGCCGUCAUUAACGAAGGUCUCCGCUUGUACCCAGCCCUCCUCACCGGCGGGGCCAGGAAAACCACGGAGAACGGGGCCACGAUCGGUGGGACUUUCAUCCCACCAGACACGACAAUCAUUGCCCCGCGUCACGUUAUAUCCCGAAGAGAGGACUGCUUCGAGCGGGCCAACGAGUUCAUUCCUGAGCGAUGGAGUACGCGGCCAGAGAUGAUCCGCAAUCUUGCAGCUUUUGCGCCAUUUGGAACAGGUCACCAUAGCUGUCUUGGUCGUUUCCUGGCCACUGACACUAUGCGAUUCGUUGUUGCUAGACUUGUGAAGAAGUAUCACUUCCGCCUUGCACCGGGAGAGACGGGCAACCGAGUCUUUGACGACGUUAGGGAUCAGUUCACCUCUAAUCCGGGUCCCCUGUCACUGUGUUUCGAGUUGAGGUGA